AUGGGUAACAUGGAUGCAGAUUUAUCCAAAAGGAGAAGAUGCUUUAAAGUUUUCCUACAGAGGAAAUGUGAUCUCGGGACACCCCCUCCUCAAAGCGCCGGGGAUUGGAGGGCUGUGCCAGACGAGCGUCCCAAACUUCCUAAAGUCGCUCGUGGAGUUUCUGACCGGUCCUGGACUGCGUCUGCUGUUCCUCCGAGCGCACAUGAAGAAGAGGCAGAUCGGGACAUGGACAGACCGUGUUUUCUCGUGCUCAUCGGGCUGCUGUGGCGGUGUUGUGGAGCUCCGCAGAGAGGUCUCUUUCCAGCUGUGCUGAACCUGGCCUCCAUGGCAGAGAUCAAUACCAAUGCCACGUGUGGAGAAACAGGACCAGAAAUGUACUGCAAACUAGUGGAGCACGUACCAGGACAGCCCGUGAAAAACCCUCAGUGUCGGACCUGCAACCUGAAGAGUGGUUAUGCUAAUGAGCGGCAUCCCAUCGAGUACGCCAUCGACGGCACUAACAGAUGGUGGCAGAGCCCGAGCAUCAUGAACGGGAUGGACUACCAUUACAUCACUGUGACUCUGGACCUGCAGCAGGUAACACACAUCAAACAACAACUGCUAGCAGCAUCAUUAUUCACAGCCAAUCAGAAUGCAUCUUGUGGUUUUAGGUUCAGGCGAGCGGACUUGUUCGCCUCAGAGAAGUCAACCCACUAUCCCCUCUGGUUUGUCCUUACAUCUCCAGCUCCAUUGAGACUGGACGCCAUGGAGCAUACGAGUCGAUCUGCAAACCUGGCUGUAGAUGAGGGGCACCAGUUCAUAGAUUCUUGUCUCUCAACUUUUUGA
Messenger RNA from Sinocyclocheilus rhinocerous, 825 nucleotides. Its product is annotated as laminin subunit alpha-5-like. Gene Ontology annotation, biological process: tissue development; animal organ morphogenesis; axon guidance. Gene Ontology annotation, cellular component: basement membrane. Bases 1 to 825 code for a protein of 274 amino acids. Gene Ontology annotation, molecular function: extracellular matrix structural constituent. NCBI's taxonomy places the organism in Eukaryota, Metazoa, Chordata, Actinopteri, Cypriniformes, Cyprinidae. The record is from RefSeq and is a predicted model, not a curated record. The transcript has 5 exons.